This is a messenger RNA of Penicillium verhagenii, 5421 nucleotides long. It is a transcript of the gene pld3, whose product is annotated as phospholipase D. The record is from RefSeq and is a predicted model, not a curated record. Bases 1 to 5421 code for a protein of 1806 amino acids. Gene Ontology annotation, biological process: intracellular signal transduction; cell motility; phosphatidic acid biosynthetic process. Lineage: Eukaryota; Fungi; Ascomycota; Eurotiomycetes; Eurotiales; Aspergillaceae. Gene Ontology annotation, molecular function: phosphatidylinositol binding; D-type glycerophospholipase activity. The transcript has 3 exons.
AUGACCGACGCAAUGUUAGCCUCUUCUUCUAGGGAGGCAGGUCGCAGCUCCGAAAUCGACCAGACCAAGAAACCAGAUCCCAUCUCCACCUCGAAUGCACCGAAGCUGUCCUCGCCGUUUCCCUCUCCGACCGAAGCUAAACGGCCAGCGUCAUCCAAAUUAGCUCCAUCUACAGACGUGAACGAAGGUGACCAGGGUUGUGAAACAUCACAGGCAGCCAAAGAAGCCUAUUCUGGAACUCAAAGCAAGGAGAAUUUCCGUUCCUCUUCAACACAGCGCGAUCCGCCGAGAGAGGGAUCAUCCCUGAACACUCGACCGCCCAACAAGUCUACUGAGGACAAUCCGAUUUCCCUACCCCACCACAAGCACCAGCAUUCCGCUACAGGCAUCUCCCCUCCUUCUCGUGCACCGAGUGUUCAAUUCCGAGAAACCGAUACAGAAGCUGCCGAACUGCCCCAAUCUCGACCACAAUCCCGACCCACAUCUUUGUAUGGUGAUGAUGGGGAACAAACAGCGAGGGGCAGGUCGUUCAUUACAAAACUGAAGUCGUCUUUUACUUCCCACUCGCGCUCCGCCAGCGGCGGUGCAGUCCCAGAAUUUCGGCAACCCCCUCCGGAGCUGGCGACCCCCGGCUCUGAACGGGGUGAAUUUCGCUUUCCCGAGCCAUUACCAGAAGAGGGCAGUGAUAUUGAGGCCGAUGCGGAGGAGAGUGGUGCAGAGCACACGGAUCGGCCCAAACGAAAGAAGAUAUUGCGACGCCCUCGAACAGAGGAGGAGGAUGCAGACAAUCGAACGGCACCCACUACGCCCAAAGCUGGCCGUCGACCUUCCUUCCACUUCUCCUCAUCUUUUGCACCAUUCGAGAACUAUCGGCAAAAUAUAUUUCCCCGGAGAGCUAGUACAACUGACUUUACUCCACAGCCACGGGAAGGCGUGUCGGAGGAUGAAGGCCGUGAAAGGCUUAAUCGGCGAAAAAGAAGUGCAUGGGCUGGAGCCCGUGGCAUGUCCUACAUUGGGCGGCAGCAGGCGGAGGAAAAUCAAGAGGAACAACGACCAAGUCAACUAAGGCGGCUUACCGGUUUGGCCGGUCCCUCGGAGAAUGCCGAGAGCCUCGCAGCCACCUGGAGACGCCAUCGAAACGAACGCGGCACCAGUGCCAGCGCCCAACGAUGGAGGCAGAUUAAAGCUGGUUUCAAGCUUAUUGGGCAGCGACGAAAGGUUGAUAACACGAUAGAUAAUAAGAAGUCAGCAGAGCUUCUUGCUGAGCUGUCAUCGGCCGUGCCAGCUGCCUUGAUCUUGGCCAGUUUUUUCCAAAGAGAUGAACACGGAAGCAAACGAAUCCCGAUUCUCUUGGAACAAGUGAAGGUUCGUGUGACAGAUAGUCGCAUAGAUUCCCACUCUGGCGACCGUCACCUGGUUUUCCGUAUCGAAUUGGAGUAUGGCAGUGGCAUGACUCGAAUGAAAUGGAUCAUCUUUCGAACGUUGAAAGACUUUGCCAACCUGCAUUUGAAGUACAAACUUCAUCUUGGGACUCAGAAGUAUAUUCAAUUGCGGACAAGUGAGAACAGCCCAAGUCUCCCUCGUUUCCCCAGGAGCGCAUUCCCAUACUUGCGAGGUGUUAGAGGACUGGAAAGCGAGUUCGAAGAUGAAGAUGAAGAUGGUGGUUAUGAGACUGGACCAGAGCCAACAAGUGGAACCGAGAGGGCAGGGAAGAAGAAGAAGCAGACCCAGCAACAUCAACGCCGCCCUUCUGGUCCUCUCGCGCGUCGAAAGUCUAGCAUCACGAAUCCCCAGGAAGGUGAAUCUGCUAUAACUCCUUCAUUGACUCACGAAGGAGCCCAAGGUGGUAAAAAGGAAACAUACCCAGAAAGACAACGCAAGAAGCUUGAGAUGUACUUGCAGAAGAUGAUCCGUUUCCUGAUCUUCCGAGCUGACAGCAAUCGUCUUUGCAAGUUUCUUGAGUUGUCCGCUCUUGGAGUUCGUCUCGCUGCCGAAGGUAGUUAUCACGGUAAAGAGGGUUUCCUCAUAAUCCAGUCAUCCAAGGGCCUGGAUUUCCGGAGAGCCUUGAAUCCUUCUCUUAUCAAGAAGCGUCACUGGCCUAAAUGGUUCCUUGUCCGACACAGCUACGUGGUUUGUGUAGAUUCACCUGAGGAAAUGAACAUUUAUGAUGUAUUCCUUGUGGACUCGCAUUUCAAAAUUACGACGCCGAAGAUCAGUCUCCGCAAUCAAAAAGCGAAGGACCUGGCCAAAUCUGCAAAGCAAUCAGCGAGACAUCCUCAGCACCAUACCUUAAGACUUGAAAACUCCGAGCGCAAACUAAAACUGCUUGCCCGAAAUGAGCGUCAACUCCAGCAGUUCGAUGAUUCCAUCCGAUUCAUGGCUCAAAACACCCCUUGGAUGCGCCCUAAUCGAUUCGACAGCUUCGCUCCAGUCCGACAGAAAUGUUUUGCACAGUGGCUUGUCGAUGCCCGGGAUCACAUGUGGGUUGUUUCGAGAGCCAUCAACCAGGCCAAAGAUGUCAUUUACAUUCAUGACUGGUGGUUGAGUCCGGAGCUGUAUAUGCGACGACCGGCUGCUAUCAGCCAAAAGUGGCGAUUGGAUCGUCUCCUACAGCAAAAGGCACGCGAAGGUGUCAAGAUCUUCGUCAUCAUGUACCGAAACAUCAACUCCGCCAUUCCUAUUGACUCUGAAUACUCGAAGUUUUCUCUUCUUGAACUUCACCCCAACAUUUUUGUCCAGAGAUCCCCGAAUCAAUUCCGUCAAAACACUUUCUUUUGGGCUCAUCACGAGAAGCUCUGUCUCAUUGACCACACAUUGGCUUUUGUCGGAGGUAUCGACCUGUGCUUCGGGCGUUGGGAUACGCCUCAGCAUAAACUGACCGACGACAAGCCUACUGGCUUUGAAACCGCAGACAUGCACAAGGAUCCAGACAACUGUCAAUUAUGGCCCGGUAAAGAUUAUUCAAACCCACGUAUCCAAGACUUUUAUGAUCUAGACAAACCAUACGAAGAGAUGUAUGAUCGGAACGUUGUCCCCCGGAUGCCUUGGCAUGAUAUUUCAAUGCAUGUGGUCGGACAACCCGCUCGUGAUCUUACCCGCCAUUUUGUCCAGCGUUGGAAUUACAUCCUCCGUCAGCGGAAACCAACGCGUCCCACACCGUUCCUACUGCCUCCUCCAGAUUUCAAUCCGGCUGAUUUAGAAGCUCUGGGUCUGGAUGGAACAUGUGAAGUGCAGAUCUUACGGUCCAGCAGCAUGUGGUCCACUGGCACUCCGGACGUCACUGAGCAUAGUAUCAUGAAUGCCUAUGUCAAGCUGAUCGAAGAAUCUGAGCAUUUUGUAUACAUUGAGAAUCAAUUCUUCAUCAGCACCUGCGAAAUCGAUGGACGAAAGAUUGAGAACCUGAUUGGUGAUGCCUUGGUGGAACGAAUUGUUCGUGCAGCAAAGAAUGGGGAAGCAUGGCGCGCUGUCAUUGUCAUUCCUCUGAUGCCAGGUUUCCAAAAUACUGUGGAUAGUGAGGGUGGAACCAGUGUGCGUCUUAUCAUGCAAUGCCAAUACCGUAGCAUUUGUCGCGGCGAGACAUCCAUCUUUGGCCGUCUUCGCGCGCUGGGUAUCGAGCCAGAGGACUUUAUCCAGUUCUUCAGCUUGCGAACUUGGGGCAAAAUUGGUCCGCAGCAACAGGUGGUGACCGAACAGCUCUAUAUCCAUGCCAAGUGCAUGGUUGUCGAUGAUCGGGCUGCGAUUAUUGGGUCAGCAAACAUUAACGAACGUUCGAUGCUGGGUUCUCGUGAUUCGGAGGUGGCAUCUGUGGUCCGUGAUACCGAUAUGAUCACAUCCACUAUGAACGGCAAACCGUAUCUCGUCGGCCGAUUCCCACAUACCCUUCGCAUGCGGCUGAUGCGGGAGCAUCUUGGAAUUGAUGUUGACGAGCUCUUGGAGCAUGACCUUGCCACUGAAGAGGAGCUGCGCAAGAUACAGGAUGCCGAGGACGAUAGUAGACCAGCAGGUGAGCGGCAGCAACGUGACUCGGAAUCGUCGGUCAUUGAGCGACAAGACGAGCGAGAGAUGAUCGAGCGUCGGCACCGUGUUCAAGAUGAAUUCUUAUCCCGCUCCGAAGAUAUGCACAGUUUCAACCAUGAUGUCGACUGGGAGCAAGGCAACAAUCCGAAUCUCAAGAGUAACCGGAGGUUAACUGCCGAUCCUCGCGUUACAGAUAACUCUGAACAUCGGAAGGAUGUAGAUGGCGAAGGCGUUGACAAUUUGAAAGCUGCCGAGAAAGCAGGUCGGGGAGUCGGUCGCGAUUCGCAAAUAUCACCGGUUGGCAGGGAGGCACUUGUCUCUCCGAUUCAUCCCGAGGGCAAAGGUACUGUUCAACAGCAAAAGCAGUCUUCGCCGCAAAAGCCUUCUCGGGCCAAAUCGACCCGUGUGGAUACGAAGCCCAAGUCUUCAACGGAAGGCCCCCGCGACUCUGAAAACAAUACCAGCUCAGAUACCCCGUCGCACGGCCAUGGUGUUUCUGAAUCGUCAAGCCGAGACUCGGAAUCCGGCCUCGGUAAUCCGAUGAUGUCCAAAGACAACCAUGAUCAUUCUCGAUAUGGACAUGCCCAGGAUCUCAAGCGUGUUUUUAUUGACAAGGACUGCAUGAAAGACCCGGUGAACGAUGCGUUCUAUUUGGAUACUUGGCAGGCCGUUGCCGAAAAGAACACAAAGAUUUACCGAUCUGUCUUUAGGUGUAUGCCUGACAGCGAGGUCAAAAACUGGAAGGAAUACAAGGAAUACGCUGCCUACGGUGAGCGCUUUGCAGAGAUGCAAAGCCACCCAACCAGUAAACCCAACCCGGCUACGCAGCGACAGACUGGUCCUGGAGGAGGCUGUUCGGCUUCUGCGCCCAUUGGCUCACCAAUCUCCGUGGUCAGCCCCAAGACUGAAGUGCCUAUUGUUGAACCCAAGGCCGCACAAAGACUUGACGAAAAGGCUGGACUGCAAACAGCUGCUGCUGGUGAUCGACCGCUCUCUGAGCAUGCAAAGCAAGAAACUGUAUCCUUUGUUGACGAGAAGUUCCGUCUUAAGACCGCGUCUGAACCACACUUGCUGAGCACCGUACUAAAUGGGAAUCAUGAUAACCCUACUGUCGGAGAGGAUGUUGAAAAGCCCCGCUCCAAUUCGGCGCAUGUCGACUACUCCGAGGCAGUAAACCUCAAUGCCUCUCAAUCACGGAGGCGUAGACGAAGAGCCACGACUAUUGGUUCCAAGCAGUUCCAUGCUACAGAUGAUGUGAUGGAUAAGGAUCAAGCAGAGGAUCUUCUGAACAAGACUCAAGGCCAUCUCAUUCUUUGGCCGUACGAUUGGCUUGAAAAGGAAGAACAGGGUGGCAAUUGGCUUUACGCUUUGGAUCAAAUCUCACCCUUGGAAAUUUACAACUAA